AUGCCUCAUCAGGCACACCUCGUCACGAUUCAGUGGAUGGAAGCUCUGCGUCGGAACUCUGAAAAAAAAAAAUUCGUUCGUGGUGGUGAUGCUGGUCCGGACCAUGUCCAGCACCUGAUGAUGGUGUCCUCCUCCUAUUACAUCCUGGCGGCCGUCGUCGUCGGCGUCGCCGCCGUGGCCUACACCUGGUGGCGCCUCGUCGGCCGCGCCGCCAUCCACCGCCGCGCCCACCGCAUCAUGAGCGACAUGCUCAGCGACGCCGGCGUCGUCACCGGCCGCGACGUCGUCGUCCACGACACCGGCGCCUUCGUCGAGUGGAUGCGCAACGGGUCCCUGGGCAUCGGGGAGACGUACAUGCGCCGGGACUGGGACACCCGCGAGAUGUCGCUCGACGAAGUGCUCUUCCGCCUCCUCAUGCUGCCGCGGGAAACGAAGCGACGGCUGUUCAAGUCGUGGUCCACUCGCUGGGUGGCGCUGGCGACGCGAGUGCUGAAUAUGCAAAGCGAGUCCCGGGCCAAAAUGGUGGCCGAUGCGCAUUACAACUUGGGCAACGAGUUUUUCAAGCUGUGGCUGGAUGCCAAUAUGCAGUACUCGUGCGCGUAUUGGAAAGGGGUGGAGACGCUGGACGAGGCCCAAGUGAACAAGAUGAGGCUGUUGGCGAGGAAGCUCAAGUUGGAGGAGAGGAAGGAUGCUGGGCUGGGUUCAUCAUCAUCAUCAUCAUCAUCACAGCCACUGGAGGUCUUGGACCUGGGCUGUGGCUGGGGGACAUUGGCCUGUUACUUGGCUGAGAAUUAUAACGUCAGGGUCACUGGGGUCAACAUCUCUGUGGAGCAGGGACCUAGUUUAGAUUCAUAUCAGCCACAAGAAAGAAUGGCAACAAGUGAAAUAAUUUCUUCAUGGAUCAGAAGUCUCUACAAUUUUUUGAACCCUGGGGCAAGAAUUCUUGGAGGAACUGAUGUGAUGAAGAAAUCCCAGGCCAAUUACAUGGUUGCCAUAGUUUAUAGGCCUGUGAAGGUGUUGAGAAAGUGGUUUGGGAUCCCAAUAUGCAGUGGCUCCCUCUUGUCAAGAUACUAUGUACUAACAGCCGCCUCCUGCUUCAGCUUCAUUGAAAAUGCUGACAUAAAUGUGAUGGCUCAUACUUUGAAGCCAUUUUGGAAGACCCCAGGCAGAGACAAUGUGGAUGUUCUCAACAAGACAUUUUACCCAGGCUAUGACUUCAAGGCAAACCCUGUGAAAGAUGACUUGGCUGUUGUAGGCAUAGAAGAUAGACUGCCUUACUUCAACCAAAACCUGAAUGCCAUAGCAUUGCCCACAACCUGCUGUGCUGGAGGCACUGAGGGGUGUUGCACAAAUUCUGCAACUGCUGAUUUCAGGAAUCAAGUCCUGAAAAGUGUUGGUUAUGGCUUGCAACAAAAUGUAACUUUGUCUGGACUGGUUUUUCAGAACAUGAUCUGCCUCACUCCAAACCCAGGGACUGGAAAUUGUCCAUUUGAUUAUGGAGGACCCAUCUUGAACACAAAAAAUGAGAUUGUUGGAGUUCUGACGCUUUUGGUGUCUUGCACGGAAUCUGACAAGAUCAGUCUUGGAAACGAAUUGUCAGGAGAUCACCUAAGCUGGGUCAAAUCGACAGCAAAUCAACCCCCGUCUAACGGACUUGAUUUGUGCAAGGGACAAGUCUUAGAUCGGGAGGGAAAACUGCUUGCAGAGCUGGUCUGUUUGGCGAAAAUCCCUUACAUGGGAGCAGGGGCAAGAAUUCUUGGAGGAACUGAUGUGGAAAAGCAGUACCAGGCAAAUUACAUGGUUGCCAUAGUUUAUAGGCCUGUGAGCAUUCUGAGAAAGUGGAUUGGAAUCCCAGUAUGCAGUGGCUCCCUCUUAUCAAGAUACUAUGUACUAACAGCUGCAUCCUGCUUCAGCCAAAUAAAAAAUGCUGACAUAAAUGUGAUGGCUUAUACUUUGAAGCCAUUUUGGAAGACUCCAGGCAGAGAAAUUCUGGAAAUUACCAACAAGACAUUUUACCCAGGUUAUGACAUUGAUGCAAGCGCUGUGAAAGAUGACUUGGCUGUUAUAGGCAUUGAAGAUUUACUGCCUACCUUCAAUGAUGACCUGAAUGCCAUAUCAUUGCCCACAACAUGUUGUUAUGGAGGGACUGAAGGUUGUUGCACAAAUUCAGCAACUGCUGAUUUCAGGGAUCAAGAACUGAAAAGUGUUGGAUAUGGUUUACAACAGAACGUUUCAUACACAGAACUAGACUUCUACGGAGGAUUGGCUUUGGUCAAACCAGUUAUAAAUCAAAGGCUGAGGACUUUGAGCCAGAAAGUGAACCUUACUGAUGCAGAAUGUGGUGUCAAGAUUUCAAACUUAACUGGAACCGACUUUGGAGCAUCAGCAGCCACUAUUUUUGGGACCAUGAUCUGUCUCACUCCAAACCCUGGGACAGGAAAUUGUCCAGCUGAUUUUGGAGGACCCAUCUUGAACUCAAAGAACCAGAUUGUUGGAGUUCUGACUGUUUUGGUGUCUUGCACGGAAUCUGACAGGGUCAACGUUGCAAACGAAUUGACAGGGAAUCACCUAAGCUGGGUCAAAUCAACUGCCAAACUGACAAAUGUGAUAGCAUCAACUCUGAAGCCAUUUUGGAAGACCCCAGGCAGAGACAUUCUGGAAAUUGUCAACAAGACAUUUUACCCAGGUUAUGAUUUCAAGGCAAACCCUGUGAAAGAUGACCUGGCUAUUCUUGCCAUCAAUGACAGAAGAAUGCCCAACUUUGACAAUAACUUGAAUGCUACACACUUGCCAACAUUUUGCUGUGCUGGAGGGACUGAGGGGUGCUGCACAAAUUCCGCCACUGCCAAUUUCAGGAAUCAAGUACUGAAAAGUGUUGGUUACGGCUUGCAACAGAACAUUACCUUUGCAGGACUAGGCAACAUAAUUUACAUUUAUUUUUCCACAGACUUCAAUGGGGCAUUAGCCUUGUUUGAACCACUGUCACAGCAAAGAUUGAGGACAAUUGACCAGAAAGUGGACCUUACUGAUGCAGAAUGUGGUGCCAAGAUUUCAAACAUCACUGGAACAGACUUUGGAGCAUCAGCAGCAACUAACCCUGAUCUGCCUCACUCCAAACCCAGGGACAGGAAAUUGUCCAACUUCAAUGGGGCAUUGGCCUUGUUCGAACCACUGUCACAGCAAAGAUUGAGGACAAUUGACCAGAAAGUGGACCUUACUGAUGCAGAAUGUGGUGCCAAGAUUUCAAACAUUACUGGAACAGACUUUGGAGCAUCAGCAGCCACUAACCCUGAUCUGCCUCACUCCAAACCCAGGGACAGGAAAUUGUCCAGACCCAUCUUGAACACAAAGAACCAGAUCGUUGGAGUUCUGACCAUUUUGGUGUCUUGCACAGAAUCUGACAAGAUUAGUCUUGGAAAUGAAUUGACUGGAGAACACUUGAGCUGGGUCAAAGCAACUGCGAAUCUGACAUAG
This is a messenger RNA of Notodromas monacha, 3474 nucleotides long. The record is from the annotation of a GenBank genome assembly. NCBI's taxonomy places the organism in Eukaryota, Metazoa, Arthropoda, Ostracoda, Podocopida, Cyprididae.